This is a messenger RNA of Trypanosoma conorhini, 897 nucleotides long. Its product is annotated as rar1. Bases 1 to 897 code for a protein of 298 amino acids. The record is from RefSeq and is a predicted model, not a curated record. The transcript has a single exon. Lineage: Eukaryota; Euglenozoa; Kinetoplastea; Trypanosomatida; Trypanosomatidae.
AUGAAGGUGUACUUCAUCUACGAAGGGAAGGAUGUGAAUGGGUGCGUGGUGGACGGCAGCCUGGCAGAGGCCUUCAAGCUGAAGAUGGACAUCCCGGCAAGCUGGCUCAGCGGGCCGUGCGAGAGGCUGCUCAGCUUUGUGGUUUCCACGUACAACAAAAAGCACCCCGACAACCCCCUGACGGCCGCGGAGCUUAGCCUGUGGUGCGGCAACGUGGAGCUGAAGCCGUCGGAUGUGGUGCAGACACGCGUCCACGAGUACAACGACGUGCAUCUCCGCCACUUGGCGAAGUCCGCGCUGCAGGAGCAGAAGCCAGGCUCGGUGGUGUGCACCAACUUUGGCUGUGGACAGUUUUUCCUCCCGGCGGAGAAUCACGACUCGGCGUGCCACUACCACGCGGAGCCCCCUGUCUUCCACGACAUUGAAAAAUACUGGCGGUGUUGCCCGACGCACCGGGCCCGCGACUGGGAGGAGUUCAAGGCCAUCCCCGCCUGUCGCGUGGGCCCCCACAGCACGGAGAACAGGCCGGUAUCGUUUGCGAGUGCGCCCCUGUCGAACCAGCCCCUGCCGCUGCCGCAGGUACAGGCGGCGGCGCAUGGCAGCGAAAAUGCCGCGGUCGAUCGCACCACCGGACCGAGGGAGUUCGAAGGGGCGGUGGCGGCGCAGCAGCAGCCGCCGCAGAAGAUUGUGGACGGUAAGGCGCGGUGCCGCCACUACGGCUGCCAGCAGGAGUUUGUGGUGAGUGAGAAUCACCCGAAGGCGUGCCGGUACCACACGGGGGGCCCGGUCUUUUGGGACACCUACAAGUACUGGAAGUGCUGCCCCGACAAGAAGUGCUACGAAUUUGACGACUUUGUUAAAGUUCCUGGAUGCACGGAGGGCCCACACCAGCUGUAG